CGCGAUGUAAACGGCGAAGACGUAAACAGAGGAGCCCAAAAUUCCGUGUAUAAAUUUUAUAAAAACCAGCGUAAUUCUUCACUUUUUUGCACUUUUUCGUGCGUGAUAAGAACAAAUCAACGAGGAUCAAGGUUCUCCUCCGAAAGGUGACCCAAGAAGAUAAAAAUUCUCGCAACCCCGCCGGAUUUUCCCUUUUGCUUGCGUCGUCCGAAUGAGGCGAUAGUGUUCGCUUUAAUCGAAGAGGGUCAAAUUCCUGAAUUCCCUUCGACGCAUCUCGGGCGAUAACGAUUUGUGGUAUCAGAUACAGAAGCCAGGGAAUCCACUUUUGCACCUUUUCCCCCGAGAUCGCAAGGCAUGCUUUGAUUGAUUGAGUGAGCCCCGAAGCUGCUGAUCAUCGCAACGUCCUGGAGAUAUUGGGAAAUCGCAAGUCCCUUUUUUCCUGCCAUCAAGCUACCUGCGAGAAACCGUUUCCCAACGUUGGUCAAUCUUGCGCAUCGAACGGUUGAGAAUUCGUGGUCACGCGGGGGUGCACGGUAGCAGCAAAGACAUACACACGCGAUUGUCCUCGGGCGUUUUGCUUUUGUUUGCGGCUGCGACGACAAAGAUUGGAAGCAAGCAGGAGCAAGGUCACAAGGAGGCAGCAGCAGGUUUCGGAGCAAAAACGGGUGCGCUCGGUACAGCGUUUCUAUGGGUAAUAUCGGUCUGCGUAAUCGCGUCCUGGAAAGCAUGAGUGACCUGGAGAAUGGUGAAAUCAUGGAUAUGGAUAUGGACGUCGAUGACGCGAUGGUCGAUCGUCUGGCACAGCUGAACGAACGGAGGCUCAACGAAUCGGAUCUGCUGCCUGAGGAGGAAGACGAGCUGUUCAACGAAAGCGAGUUCGCCUCCAUUCUGCGCCAGCUGAUCCGCAGUGGCGACAUUAUGGUGCUGAACUACGAUAACACAUACCAGAACCGCAUGCCGGUGAUCAAAAAAAAACCGGCACUCAACAAGCUCAAGAAAAACGAUAUCUAUGCCGUCACGAAGCUAGCUUCGGGAGAGAGCAGCAACCCGGCCAUGCCCUGCUCAAUGGUCAGCAUGGUCAACAACCGGCAGCGCGGGAUCGGCCCGCAGGACGGACCAUUCUCGCGGAGUGCCGUAUGCCGGAUCAACAAUCGCUUUCGGCCGAACACGUUCGUCGAUCGAGUGCACAAAUGCGACCAGAAGGUCUUCUGCGGUAAAUUCACCGGCGACGGCAACCAGUUCAUCACCGCCAGUCAGGAUUCGCUCAUACGAGUGUUUGACUCGUCAAACUGUCACUAUCGCCAACUGCGUACGAUGGAAGCGAAGCACGUUUCCUGGGCAAUACUGGACGUGGACUUUAGCCCCGAUGGCAAAUCCUUCGUCUACACGACUUGGGCUGAUGCGCUUUUUAUCGCCAGCCUGGAUGACCUAUCAACCGAUUGCAUACAAACCUUGCAACUGAACUCGGAUAGUCCCAAGCUGGGCGUAUUCAGUGUAUGCUAUUCCAGUUGCGGCAAACACUUGCUGUGCGGUGCAAACUAUGGAAUUUUCACCUAUGACCUGCCUACCGGUACACGGACCAUGGCACCGGACACACACGGCCGGACGGAUGUUAAUGCCGUCGGAUUCGUAGACGAGUCGUCGAACAUCUUUUUCAGUGGCAGUGAUCACGGAGUCAUCAAGCUAUGGGAUCGGCGUUGCAUGGACGAUGCAAAUUUAGAAGGCGUCGGUAAACUGAUUGGCCACUGUGACGGUAUCACAUUCAUCGAUUCGCGUAACGAUGGACGGUAUAUCAUAUCGAACUCGAAGGACCAGAGUAUCAAACUGUGGGAUUUACGUCAGAUGUCGACCGGUGGUAGUGGCUACGAAAGACAUUACCGCGACUGGGAUUACCGUUGGGACGAUGUACCGAAGCGAUUUUUCACAUCGCCAAGAACAUUGCCCGGUGAUACCAGCAUUAUGACCUACCGGGGCCACAAGGUUCAGAAGAGCUUGAUCCGGGCAAAGUUCUCCCCUGCAGCGACGACCGGACAGCGAUACAUCUAUACCGGCUGUGGAACAGGACGACUUAUCAUUUACGAUGUACUGACUGGCACAAUUGUGGAAGCAAUCGAAGGUCACCGGGAUAUUGUACGCGACGUAGCCUGGCAUCCGCACCGAUCGGAGAUACUAACAUGCUCGUGGGAUGCUUCCAUUCAUCGCCAUGCGUACCGAGGAGUGACGGAACGGGAUGAGGAACCCGAGAAGAAGGCACGGGGGCGAACACGCAGACUGGCAGAUGAUUCGGACGAGGAUGAUUCGGAAGAAGAUGAGCGGAAAACGGCGGUACAGCAGCCGACGAGACGCUCCCGUCGCAUAGCAGAGCGAACCGGUGGCGGACACUUUCUGCGCAGCACGCUAGCCUCCUCAUCGUCAGCUGGUUCCAGUAGGAGAUCGUCCAGGAAUUAAGUGUAUCGUUGAGCGCCCACACAUAAACCCCCGGAAGCAGGGGAGGGGACAACUCGUUAAAGGAGGCCAUCCGUCUCUUCGCGUUAAUAAGUGCCGAUUGUGAUGCCGAGCAAUGCCGUAAUAAUUAGAGGGUUAAAACAAGAAGGGAGAUGGAUUGGAAUAAUUUAUUAUAGUCAUCCAGGAGAACCAAGUACCCAAUCGACCACAGCAGAGGUAAACACCAGACACAUACCUGCAAACACACAUCCAGCCACACAAAAUCAACACCGGCCCGCCAGUGAUAACAACGAUGCUAAGUGAAAAGAAGGUCCGUGUAAGCACAGCGAAUCCCAGCUUCUUUUUUUAUAUAACACGGAUACAUCAUCUAAACCAGAGUAGGACUAGUAAAUUCCUGAUCGCAAUUGACGCAGGAAACCGUGAUCGCUGGAAGCAAGGUUUGUAGUAGUGUAGUAUAAUAAGUGGUGCAGAAAUUGGUAGGACAACCCCUCCCCCCCUCCCCCUCCUCCCCAUCUCCUCUACACACAGACACAAAACACUCGAGUAAGACGUUUCGGGCGGUGGUUCGAUGAGCUUUUCGUUCUGGCGAGGCAGACUGAAUCCUUCCUUUUUCUCCCUGUUAUUGGAACACUUUGAUUUUGAUUUUUUACGAUAUACUAACCAAAUGUAUUGCGUUUACGAAUAAAAAAAAAACAUUAAAUAAAAGAAGGAGGAAAGCCAAGUAAAGGUACAUCAUACUUAA
Anopheles darlingi is the source of this 3187-nucleotide messenger RNA. RefSeq names its product DDB1- and CUL4-associated factor 11. Gene Ontology annotation, molecular function: protein binding. Lineage: Eukaryota; Metazoa; Arthropoda; Insecta; Diptera; Culicidae. Gene Ontology annotation, cellular component: Cul4-RING E3 ubiquitin ligase complex. The coding region runs from base 688 to 2448 and encodes 586 amino acids. The record is from RefSeq and is a predicted model, not a curated record. The transcript has 8 exons. Gene Ontology annotation, biological process: proteasome-mediated ubiquitin-dependent protein catabolic process.